Hibiscus syriacus is the source of this 2287-nucleotide messenger RNA. RefSeq lists its product as uncharacterized. The coding region runs from base 96 to 2153 and encodes 685 amino acids. The transcript has 8 exons. Gene Ontology annotation, molecular function: zinc ion binding. NCBI's taxonomy places the organism in Eukaryota, Viridiplantae, Streptophyta, Magnoliopsida, Malvales, Malvaceae. The record is from RefSeq and is a predicted model, not a curated record.
UGGGAGGUUCUGAUACUACAGGUGAAGGAUCUUUGGAUAGGCUAAGGGGCAGAGGUAGACUGCUUUCUGCAAAUGGGCUCAAUAGAAAAAAUUAUAUGCACCCGCGAAAACUGUCUGACAAUACUUAUGAAAUUGAGCGUCUGAAAAACACGAUAGUCUUAUCUCCAGUAGAGAAUGCUCGAGAACAUGCUCCUUUAUUUAGGAAAACAAGAAUAGAGAGAAGCAGAAAUUCUCUUGGAGAGCAAGACAAGGAUAAAGGAAAAGCUCCUUGCUCUAAGUUACCUUCUAAAUCAUCUGGAUUCCCUGAAGAUCAUGCCAUCCUAGAUUUAACUGAACAGAAAACACACAACCAUGUAAAUGAAAUGGAAUCUCUCCAAAGUGGAUCUGAAAACUUCUUAGCUGAAGGAAGAAAAGGUCAGGCACCGAGAAAUGGUGGCUUUUAUGCAUUUAACUCUUCAAGAUUUUCUGAAACAUCCGGAAAUAGCUGCAAGGGAAAGGAAAAGGUAGAUGAUAUUGGACUUAAAAGUAUAGAUUCAGUUAUGAGUAAUGGAAAAGGGGUAAGUCUUUCUAAUGGUUCCCCUCUUAGAAUGGAAAAACAAUUGCCUGCAUCUCAUCAAUCAAUUGCCUCACCAAGAACUGUUGGGAAAAGAAGAUUGGUCCGAAAUGGCUGUAUCUCCCCCCAUAACAUAGCCAUCAGGGCUAAACAAAAUGAGCAAUCCCAAAGCAACUUUACACCCGAACAAAAUUUUGUGAAUGUGGAUUGCAGCAGUCCUUGUUUGAUUAGCGAGAUAGUUGCUGAAGAUAAUGAUAAUAAUGGUAAAGGAAAAAGAGUUUCCCAUCCUCAUGCAUCUAAGGAGCAUGAUAUCAAUUUUAUUAAUUUAUCUGGCAGUCCUAUGAGUAAUAAUGGAGAAGCUGAUGGUAUUGGUGAUGCGAAUAGAGAUGCAUGCUUUGAAGAAAAAGGUGGAUGGAGAAGCACUCGCAACCGUUCAAAGAAUGUAGAUCAUGCAGCUGAACAUCAGUUAAGUGGGUUUAAUAGUGUUGGAUGUCAAGUGAGUCAACAAAAUGAAAAUGGAUUUGUGAAAAGAAAUCAUGCUAGUGAAGGAAAGAUCAGGAUUCUAUGUGAUUCUCCUGAAACUCAUGCAACUGAGACAGCUCCUGUGAUCGCAAAAAUAAACCAACCAAGUGAACCUUCUAAUGCAAACAUGCUGCCUAAAAGGCAAAUCAAACAUGUAUUAUCUUCAAGAAAUAAUGGUGAAAGCUCAAGGGCCACUCCUAAUGACCCGGACAUUGUGUUUCUUUGUUCAUCUUUGGAAUCAUCUACUUCAAGGUCAUCUAGAAUUCAUAUUGCGGAACAUCCGGAUGUUAUGGAUCUUGACAACUCAUCUCGAAUGAGAGGGAUACAUGCCAAUCAUAUGGAUUCUAUGAAUGAUGAGGACACAGAAGCUAAUGCAAGACAAAUUGAAGCGGAUGAAAUGUUGGCCCGUGAACUCCAAGAACAAUUAUAUCAUGAGGUUGAUGAAAACAUUGCAUGGGCACUUCAGCAGGAGGAAGAUGCAUUCCUUCCUACACCUUUUCGGGCUCUCCAUGAGCCAGAUCAUCAAGGCUCAACAAGGCAAUCUCGUAUUCAGCCUCCAUCUCGGAAUUUUCAGAAUUCUUCAAAUAGGAGAGGAGUGCAGACUCAUUUCCCCACUUCUGCUAGAGUUUCAAGGUUGAGGAAUCGAAUUUUGAAUCAAACUCGAGCAGCACCAUCCAGGACAAGGAAUUUUCAAUUCCCUUUAGACAUGGACUUGGAUAUGAGACUCGACAUUUUGGAAGCCAUGGAGGCUGCACUGGGAGAUGCUGAUGACAUGGGUAUGGCUAGUCGUAUCUUCCAAGUUCAACGUGAUUUUAAUGAAAACGAUUACGAAAUGCUGUUGACCCUUGAUGAUAACAAUCAUCAGCAUGGCGGUGCAUCGGUUAACCAGAUUAACUGUUUGCCACUGUCCAAAGUACAGACUGAUAAUUACGAAUCUUGCGCUGUAUGUCUUGAAACCCCUGCCAUUGGAGAAACUAUUCGCCAUCUUCCUUGUCUGCAUAAAUUUCAUAAGGACUGUAUCGAUCCAUGGCUGAUGAGGAAAACGUCAUGCCCGGUUUGCAAGUCAUCUAUCGCUUGAACGGGAAUGUUCCGGCACAAUAUUGAUGAAAGCAAAAGGUCUCUUAAGUCAACAUGCUUUGGAGGUAGGUAUAAUUCUUCUCAAUAAACUCAUAAAACUUCCUCCCAACUCCAUUCGAGCCCUGAAGAAAAUUU